UCUUUACACUCCGGUUUAUUUAUAAGUAUUGAUUGUCUUUUGUGCAAGGUAGUCAGCCAGGCCCACAGUCAGCAGCACAGGUCGACGCCACGGCUGCACAUCAAGGAGGACACUUCCUGCUUAACUUUGAAAUGCUACUGUCUGAGAUUUCAUGUUUGAAAUAGAUUAGAAAAACAACUGGCCAUGUACUUGUUGCAUGUCAUCACCCUGUUUACAGUCAAGAGAUGGUAAUUCAGGUGAGAAUUGGAGAAAAUGUGGUGGAACAGAUGCUGAUUUUUGUGCAUUAUUCCUAAAUGAAGAGCCCUGACAAUUGAAAGAUUCAAAGCGUUUGUGUCUCCUAGGUACUCAGAGCAGGUGGAGUGUGUCGUUUUCCAGAAGAGUGAUCUGUGUGUGGGCAGGAACUACAGUCACUCUGCCCUGCCGUUAUGACUACCCCUCAGGUCACACUGUGAGGCGCGUUAUGUGGUUCCGUGUCUCUGUUGAGGGCCGCAGGGAGUUUGCUCACCACACCGACCCCAACCAGAUCAGCCCAUCUUACCGCGGGCGCACACGCUACACCGGGGGAAGCUAUUCCAGCUGCUCGGUUCAGAUUCGGGCUGUGAAGCUGGGCGAUGCGGGCCAGUAUCACUUCAGGUUUGAGACAGACCAGCCGCUGGGGAGAUGGACCUCACCUGACACCAUUACUCUGGAUGUUACAGACCUCCAGGUUCAGGUGCAUCCAGCGAGGCCAGGCAACAUGUUUGGAUUUGGAGAAACAGUCUUUGUAAGUUGCCAGGCCAGAGGAUGUGCUGCCCCAGGGAGAAGCCUGGCACUCUACAGGAACGGAUUGAACCUCGGCUCGAAUGAGAAAAAGAUGAUUAACCGCUUUGACCAGCAGCACGCAGGGGCAUACACCUGCCGCCCAAUCCCACCGCAGAACGUCCAGUCACCACCAGUCUCUCUGACAAUGGGGCACAGUCCUCGCUCCACUUCCAUUGCGGUGUUUCCUGCGGGAGAGUUGUCAGAGGGGGGUUCAGUCACUCUGACCUGCAGCAGCGAUGCAGCCCCACCUGUUGAGAGCUUCGCAUGGUUUAAAGACAACGAGAGCGGCAGCAUUCCAGACAGCUUCCGUCCUCAGCUCCACCUGUCCUACCUGAAGUACACAGACAGAGGAGAGUACUACUGCGUCGCUCGCAACUCACUGGGAACAGACCGCUCCGGAUCACUUCUUCUCAACGUCAGCUGUGCGUCUUUUAGCCGUAUCGUGGUCCAGAUGCAUCGCAGGGAUGCAGCAGGAAUAUUUAUGAUAAACUCUCCCAAAAACACACACGUGUGGACGAGUCCUCAGAGAGACAUCAGAGAGGGCUCGUCUGUAAACCUGAGCUGCAGCAGCCACGCCCAGCCUCCUCCCAGCAGGUAUGUUUGGUAUCGAAUCAUAGGUGACCAGGUGGUGCCUAAAGGUCACAGUCAGAACCUGACCUUUCCUUCAGUGGGGGCUCAACACGCGGGUCAGUACUACUGCAUAGCAUCAAACCGACUGGGUUCCCAAUCCUCUCUUGUCUCUUCACUAACAGUCCUAUACCCCCCUAAGAACACCUCGAUUCUGGCUCGCCCUUCCAGCGUGGUGGACGCGGGCCGACCCCUGACCCUGACCUGCAGCAGUCAGGCCUACCCAGCUGUGGACAACUUCACCUGGCACAGACUCGCUCUGGAUGGUGGCACUGUACACUCAGCAUGGAUCACCAAGUCUGGGCCCGUCUUCACCUUCUCUGAGGUCGGUCCUGGUGAGAGCGGUCAGUAUUACUGCGAGGCCAGGAACCGAAUCGGAGCCCACAGCUCUCCGGUCCUGACAGUCAGAGUCAGAGGUCGUUUGAAGGCGAUCGCCUUGGCUUCGGCGGUGGGCGUGUCUGCUGGUCUCAUCUCGCUGACGGUGGCCGUCAUGAUCAGCAAGAACAUGCACAGAGUAGACACGGAGUCCGUAGACGAUAUAAACAAGCGUCCAGCAGUGACACCCGACACACUGCGCCGUGAGCCGGCCGAACAAACCCUCCCCGUCAGAACAGGCAAGAUGUCCGACAUCCCGGAGGAGCCGGAGGAUUUAAGCGACACCUCCCAUCCCUCCAUCGUUCCUCUGAUGGACGCUCCGCCAAUCAAAGAAGUUUCAGGCCGCAGCUCCGCCUCCAACUUCAUCACUGUGCAUUACUCCAGGAUGUCCAGCCCGGAUCAGGUCCAGGUGCACAACAUGAGAGGAGAGAGGAAACCGAGGGAUUCUUCCAAAGUUGUUUACACUUUACUGCCCCAGCCUCGGCACUGAGCAGGAGGAAACGCCUCGUUAGAACACCUGGACCGGAUUGGUGUGGACCGGACUCUUUGCUCCCAUCACCUGGUGGCGCAGAGCGCUUCCUGUAUCACUGAAUCGUGUGAUACCAUUCCAGUUCAGGCAGCUGAGGACCUCUCUGUGAACCCGGCUCCUGAACUCUGCUGCAUGUCUUCUCCUCUUUUCUUUCAAUGCAUCCCGGAGUGGCAUGCUGUCCAGUGAGGUGAAAAUGCUUUAAAGUUCUUAAAGGGUAUAUAAAAAAAGCACCUCAUGCUGCCUGGUUUGCACUUCUGUUUUCUUUCUCCAGUGACAUUUUGGCACAGAAUGUAUAUUUGCUGUUAUCUUUUGCGUUCUCUGACCAUUUAGACUGCUGAAUGUUUGUAUUCUAACAUAAUUGUCUGUGAUAAGACUAAUAGUGUGAAAUUAGGAAUAUUAGUAUGUGAGUCCUUAGAGAACAUUUUGACUUUGCAGUGAUUGGGAUCUGAUUACUUACUCUCUGCGUCUUUGUUGAAUGCAGAUUAUUUUAACUAACUGUAACCUAAACGGUGAAAACAAGGAUAGUGAAGAAAUAUUAAACUCAAGUGACUUCUCACUUUGUUUUUUCUAGUUUACUACUGAUUGUGAAUUAUAAUUUGGCCCUAAAUAAACAUUAUGUGCGUAUCGACUGAAUUACUAA
Messenger RNA from Poecilia latipinna (sailfin molly), 2972 nucleotides. RefSeq names its product B-cell receptor CD22. The coding region runs from base 461 to 2293 and encodes 610 amino acids. The record is from RefSeq and is a predicted model, not a curated record. The transcript is spliced from 17 exons. Lineage: Eukaryota; Metazoa; Chordata; Actinopteri; Cyprinodontiformes; Poeciliidae.